Messenger RNA from Acanthosepion pharaonis, 1203 nucleotides. NCBI's taxonomy places the organism in Eukaryota, Metazoa, Mollusca, Cephalopoda, Sepiida, Sepiidae. The record is from the annotation of a GenBank genome assembly.
AUGUCUCUCACCUCUAUUCGAUAUUUUCUUCUCGAACUUCCUCUGACUGUCCAAACCAAAUCUUUUUCUAAACCCCUUAAACAUAUGGCUUCUUCACUUGCAAUCCUCCAGCUAUUUCUUUCUUUAUUCUUUUUUGGUAAUUUGAUAUUUAUAAACAUUUUCUUCUUCAUUGUAAAAUUUGUUUUCUUUAAUUGUUUAUUUUUUUCUUUCUUGAUUUUCUCACUUUCUUUUUCUUUUCAUCAUUUGUUUCUCCUAUUGUAUAAACCUUAUUUUUCUUUCUUGAUUUUCUCAAUUUCUAUUUCUUUUCAUCAUUUGUUUCUCCUAUUGUAUAAACCUUAUUUUUCUUUCUUGAUUUUCUCAAAAUUUCUUUUUCUUUUCAUCAUUUGUUUCUCCUAUUCUUUCACUCUCUCUCUCCUCUUAAUUUACAUUUUCUCUGAUACUCUAUCAUUAUCAGCUUGUUUUACUCUUUUUCCUUUUACUCUUUCUUUCAACUUUCAUUCCUUAUUUUUCUUCUUUUCAAUCUUACUUUGCUCUUUUUCCAUAAUUUCUUCCCUUUUGUUAUUUCUAUUCAAACACUUCUUUCUUUUCUUCCUUUAUUGUAUUGUCAUUUCUUUCUUUCAUUAUUUUAGACAUUGUUUUCUUCUUUCUUUUCUUUUUUCAUCAUUUCUUCCCUUAUGUCAUUUAUCAAACAUUUCUUUUUUUUCUGCAUUAUCAUCUUGUCAUUUCUUUUCUUUCAUUAUUUUAGACAUUUAUUUAUCAAGCAUUUCUUUUUUGCAUUUCUUUUUCUGUUGUGAUUUCUUUCUUUUGUUAUUUUAUGCAUUAUUUUCUUAUUUAAUUAUUUAUCUCUUUACUUGUUUUUUUCUAUCACUUCUUCUCUUUUCUCAUUUCUAUUCAAACAUUUCUUUCUCUUCUUCCUUUAUUUUUAUCAUCAUUUCUUUCCUUCAUUAUUUUAUACAUUGUUUUCUUUUUCUUUCUUCUCUUUUUUAUCACUUCUUUCUUUAUGUCUUUUAUGAAGCAUUUUUCUUAUUUACUUAUUUAUUUUUCUCCUUUAUUUUCUUUUUUCUAUCACUUCUUCACUUUUAUCAUUUCUUAUCACAUACUUCUUUCUUUUCCACAUUUCCAUUCUUUUAUCUAUUCUGUUUUCUUAUUUCUUUUAUUCUUGUCCUCAUUUCUUUCUUAAUUUUUCUUCCUAACAAUCAGUAA